GGUAAAAGUGUGAAACAAACUGGAAAACCAAGGCCGAAAAAUCAAACUUGUUUAGAUUUUGCUACAAGUAGCCGCUGAUUGAUAGAAAGUGACACAUUAAGUUUAACCAAACUGCGUGAUAACUGUAACAUUACAAUUACAGUUUGAUUCAGAAGCGUGCGAACAUCCAAGGGAAUCUGUCAUACAAUGAAUAUGGGAUACACUGUGAGCGUGGUAGUGAUGUUGAGUUUUCUGUAUGCAGAAUCUGCCACUGCAUUACAAUGCUACGAUUGCGACAGCGCGAGCAACAGCAAGUGUGCCGAUCAGUUUGUUGCCAGCGCAUUUGCAGCGGUGAAUGGGUGUGCUCAGUGCGUGAAACAAAAAGGCGUUGCUAAUGGUGUGACAGUUGUCAUCCGCCGUUGUGGCGCGACUGUCGACGGUAAUAACGAGUGCGUCAAGAGGCCUGCAUUCGACAGUGAAGGAACGUACUGCUUAUGUAACACAGAUCUUUGCAAUGGUGCCGAAGUUGGCCGGAGUUUAAACUCCGCUAUAGUCAUACUGUUUCUUGCAACUUUUUUACGUUUUCUGUAAAGCCAUUCGGAAAAGGACUUGUUAUAACCGAAUGGCAACAUUACACGAUUUGUUCUGAGCUCCGCUUAGGAGGGUGUAUUGUCUGAAUGUGUGUGUCAAUCCAAACAGAGGGGACGCGUAUGUUAAAAUGUUAUACGUAAUUUUUUACAUUCCAUAUGAUAAGUCGGUGACUCGGUAAAUGACAGAUUUACCUACUUAUGCAAAUUCCAUACAGUGAAAUAUUAAAAAGCAGACUGUUAAACGCGUGCAAUUACUAUUGAUAUUAAAUAAAACAUAAAUAAAAGAUAAAACAUU
Messenger RNA from Dreissena polymorpha, 864 nucleotides. Its product is annotated as protein quiver-like. The coding region runs from base 187 to 570 and encodes 127 amino acids. The record is from RefSeq and is a predicted model, not a curated record. Gene Ontology annotation, biological process: sleep; regulation of synaptic transmission, cholinergic; positive regulation of voltage-gated potassium channel activity. NCBI's taxonomy places the organism in Eukaryota, Metazoa, Mollusca, Bivalvia, Myida, Dreissenidae. The transcript has 3 exons.